This is a messenger RNA of Cucurbita moschata (crookneck pumpkin), 2858 nucleotides long. RefSeq lists its product as uncharacterized. The record is from RefSeq and is a predicted model, not a curated record. Lineage: Eukaryota; Viridiplantae; Streptophyta; Magnoliopsida; Cucurbitales; Cucurbitaceae. The transcript has 13 exons. Bases 1615 to 2661 code for a protein of 348 amino acids.
AGGUCUUCAUGUCCAAGCUCCACGCUGUUGCCUCCAUUGCGCGCCAAAUCAACCACCCCUCUCUUCCCUUUCCAUUUUCCCUUUCUUUCAAUUUUAUCCUCAUAUUUCUCCAUGCCGAAGCAUCCUCUGGAUCUUCUCACGCAUUCUGUUCCAAUGUCUUGUGAUUUCUUGUUGGUGGACAUCCAGUCUUCAUCCACGAGCUGAGUAUUCUCCUUCAUCUUUAUUUACCAUUGCUCAGAUUGAUCGAGAUUCGGUUCUUGAAUGAUUUUGUAUGAUUUAUGAUCAGAAUGUCGCGGACGUUGACGCCUCGGAGCUCUGCUUAUCUUAGCGCUUUGUCCCUGCAGAUUGAGAAGAAACUGCAGCGGACACACCACCUAAAGAAACUGCUCCCAUUUUAAUCUAAAGUAAAAAGCGGAAAAUUUAAUCACCAAGCUCGAGAAGGGAGUCAAAUUUCCAACUACGACUUUUAAAAUCCAGGGAAACUCUCAGGUCUUCUACACCAUUCUCUUUGAGAAAUGGGCGAGAGAUUUUCACCGAGAGAUUAAGUCUUGCUUAUGCUCCUGGAUGUUCCUUCAAAUCCAUACCACAUCGAGCAUGAAUAGACCUACUGAUGCACUUUCUAGAGUUGUCUCUUUGGCUCAACAGGGUUGCUAUCCAUGGUUGAAAAUCUUUUAGUAGACCAGAUUCUUAGCUUCUGUAUUUUGCAGCACGGUUGGGGGUUAUUUAUAUGAAGAUUGCAUGAGAGUAAUAUUGGCGGCAAGAUGCGUAGAGGCUAGUGUAAGAAUGUUUUGGCAACAAAAUAAUAACUUUGUCCCCAGCUGGCUCCCUCUUAACUACUUCCAUCCCUGCUAAAUUUGGGAAAACAUAAGGUGGUGGAUAGAUUAAGGAAAUCCACUCAUUUCAUACAAUCAUAACUCCCUUUAUUUCCUAAGGUGGUGGCUCUCUUUUGAAAUCAUGUCUUACUCUGGAACUUUGCUAGAUCCAUUACAUCUGAGUGUAACAAAGUUUCCGUGGGUCAUAUUUGGGUGUAGUUGUUUGGUUACAAGACACAUCCCUCCUUGGAAGUAUGACACAUUACCAUAAAUGGAUGAUCAAUCUGAAGUCAACUGCGCUGUUUCUGCUAUGACAAACUGAAUGGUGACAUUUUUGGUUGGUAUGCUGUAAUAUCAAAAUUAAUUUCUCUAUUGAAAGUAUGUGGAUGAGCACCACCUUCCUCAGUUGUACAGUUUAGACAAUUGGUAAGCACUAAUUCGGUAUAAGGUCAACUAAUUAAGAUUGACACCAUGCUUUUUUGUGAACUUGAGGCUUAUUUAUUACGGGGCAUAGUUUCAGAUGAAGCACGUUGUGGUCAGUAAACCUAGAGAGAUUGAAUCCACAUGAUUUGGUUUAUUUGAAACUUCUGCCAUAUAUAUUGUUCUCCUUAGCUCAAAGGGUGAAUAAAAUUUUUCUCGAAGAGGUUUUUGUCCUUAUCGGCUGCUCGUAUGAAUAUAUAAAAUGCUUAUUGGCUUACCAGCGAAGUACACCACUGGACAUUUUUGUCCAACAAUUGAUGGGUUCCCUGGAUUCCGACUCAGAAUGAAACCUUGAGACAAAUCAUGUAUUGGGAAUGCGGGAAUGCGACAUACUGAAGAAGAGGCCCACAUUCAAUGGAAAGGCUUAGUGGACUUGGCAUUAGCUUCUUCAUCACAGAGGCGAGACGUACUGCAAGAAUUGUUUGCUGACAUAGCAUUAGAAGUCGAUGACCGAGCCAAAGAAAUAAUUCUCAGCACAGAGGAAGAUGCGAUUGCACCUGUGGAGCAUGGAAUGGAUAAUCCAUUAUGCUUUUACGAUGUUCUUGCUGAUUAUUAUGUUCAGGUGCCAGAAGGCGGGAAACCAAUCCUUGAUUUGAUUGUCAAACUGUGGAGCCAAUCAUUUACAUGUCAUAUUUUCACCCUCUUAUUCCACAAAUGGCUCUUUGAAAUUGAAAUUGAAAAUUCUGAUGAAGCCCACCUCCGUAAUUCAUCUGCUCUUGUUCAAGGUGCCACAAAUAUCUUCUGGCUUGAUAUUCAGGCGAACACUAGUCGAUUUAAAUCUCUCUUUCAUUAUCUUCUUGGAGAAGUUGCAUUUCGACCUGCCAGAUUGAACAAAAUCCCCAUACAGGUUCAAAGAGAUCUUUUUCUUUUACUUUCAAGGUUCUUAAUUUUCUAUGAUUCAGAUGAUAAGCUUAAAAGUUUUUUAAAGCAAUUUCCUCCUUUCCCAAAUGCCAUACUGAUAGGUGGUCCAGCUGACUUGUUUGUGAUUGAACUUACUGAUCAGAUUCAAAAGCUGAAGGUGGAACCUGUACUGCUGCAUUAUUUUUCACACCUGAUUGUUCUCCAAGGUUUGGAACUCAGAAUGACCACAAGUACAAGGCUAAAAACUUGUUUGUAUAGCUUCACCCCUCCGGGUGGCCCCAUGUAUCCUACCAGAGCUGUUCGACACGCUGCAUGGGAUGCUCUAGAUUUCCUAUUUCCAGUUGGACGAUAUCCUAGGCAUCUUAUAAGCCUAUUUUUCAGAUUAUUGUACCCAUGGUACUGGCCUUCAUCUUGUUGGAACUUUGUAUUAUCAUGUAUAAGGACAGUAUUUCAUUCCUUGUUUCGGUUCGUCUUUUCGAGAUAUGAGAAUCCUAAACAGCACAAAUAAUUAGUUUGUAUAUGUACACAAAAGACAUUUUUUACCCUCAUGCCAUGCUGUCGUCCCUCGUUUUUUCUGGGGGCUGUGUGUAUGUAUCUUUUACUGAUUCAAACCCGUCUUGUGUUGACUAUCAUUGAUAAGUGUCCCAGAGGAAACAAGAAAAGAAAGAACAUAUAUUUGAUUGAAUGGAAAUUUCCCUUGUUCUA